Messenger RNA from Trypanosoma conorhini, 1227 nucleotides. Its product is annotated as putative DNA repair protein RAD2. The record is from RefSeq and is a predicted model, not a curated record. Lineage: Eukaryota; Euglenozoa; Kinetoplastea; Trypanosomatida; Trypanosomatidae. Gene Ontology annotation, molecular function: calcium ion binding. The transcript has a single exon. The coding region runs from base 1 to 1227 and encodes 408 amino acids.
AUGAGCUUCCUGGACUCGCAACGCACGGUGCGGUCCGUGAUGCAUGAGCCGCCACGGCCGCCUUAUCGACGCGUAGAGCCGCGGGACCCGCCGCAGCCGCAGCAGGUCCCGCUGCGCAUGCGGUGCGCGCAGUCAAUGGGGGUCUCUGCACCAUCGUGCGGCCGUGCAUCGCAGCUGAAGGGCUCCGCUGUGCAGAAAAAAGGCUUCACGCCCGUCCUAACGACGGAAUUCACGCGCACCAUCACCGAAGCGUCGGAGACGAUGAAGGAGUUACACACGUUUGAGAAUUUCCUUACGCGCCACAUCUCUCGCCCCUCUUUUUUGGCGGGCGACGAGCGACAAGACGCCUCUACUUUGGAUGAGGCCGCGGCUGACGACUCGAGGGCGAGCCUCAUGAAAGUGCGGCCGGCCGCGGCCCAGCCACCGCAGCGGCUGAUGGUGAGGCUUCUCCCUCGAAUGUUUUCGGAACUCCUCCUGCGGCACAACUCGGUUGCGUCACGGCUGCGGGAGAGGGGCCGGGAGGAGGUGCUGAAGCACAUGGGAGACACAGGACGUCGGCUUGGGAUGCGGGUGGUGACAUCGCGGGAGCUUUACUUCCUCCUCAGCUGCAUAUUCGAUGAAAAAACGCUAUGGAAGGACGACAUUGAGUAUUUGUUUCGCUUCUUUGACUGGGCAGGAAAAGGAUUCAUUGACUUUCAAGACCUUCUCGACAGUGCAAGCCUUCUUUUUGUUUCUCCAGAGGUGCAGGCGGCUGUGCACUGUAGGCGGGUGCUGAAUGAGCGUGUGCUCGACGACAGCGUGAUUUCCAUCGCCGACGUUGACGUGAUGCUUACGGCCCUCACCGUCAUCUUCACAUGCGCGCUUCCAGAGCUGCCCGCCUUCUGCGAUGAGGUGCGCCAGACGGUGGAGAAUGUCAUGCCAACCUACACUGUUCCCGUGUCGACGUUUCGCGCCGAGGUGAAUCGCAUUUCCACCCUGCGGCGUUGCCUCUUGGCAGUGCAGUGGGACGGUUCUGUGCUGUGGUCGGAGGUGUUGCCCGCGCCACUGGAGGACGACCGCGGCGGCACCCACUCUGAACGCCUGAUGCGGCUGGUGAACACGGCAAUUGCCGAUGGACGAGAGAGGACGCCGCCCUCGCUGAGCGCGCCCGACGAUGACUACUGUGUGGAUGUUUCGCAUCCGCGCUUCAUUGCCGACGCCUACCUCAUCCGCACGGGUGAAAGUUAG